Molecule: messenger RNA, 1286 nt
Organism: Vitis vinifera (wine grape)
Lineage: Eukaryota; Viridiplantae; Streptophyta; Magnoliopsida; Vitales; Vitaceae
Exons: 4
Coding region: 112-1197 (361 amino acids)
Source: RefSeq, a predicted model, not a curated record
CAGCCACCAUUACAUCUGUUUCAUAGGUUGAAUGGUGGGGUUCUGGAUCAUAUUGGUUGUUAUUGUGAUGGGCCCCCUCUGUACUUCCCUUUGAGUGAGGAAGAAGGCAUCAUGGGGAGGAACACUGAAGAACAGAUUGUUUCGCAUGUGGGUUCUAAGGCUACAAUGGAUGAUGAACUUAAAGAAUCCUCUUUCACUUCUAUGCCUAAAUCACCUUUACAAAAUAGCAAAGCAAGCAGUAUGGUAGUCAAGAAAGCACAUACUGUGAUUCCUGCUCACAUAGUUGCGGAAGCCAUAUCAACGCUCCAUGGUCUUGACCUCAGAUGGUCAGGUCCAAUCACGCCGACUGAGAUGCAGUAUGUUGAGCAGUAUGUCUUUGCCAAGUACCCACAAUACGCCAAUGGAUUGGUUGAGGAAGGAGAAAUGAUCGAUCUCUCCACUCUUUGCAUCAAUGAGGAGUCUUCAGAUCCAACACCUGACGAUAGGAGGAAGUCCCCUAGAGGCAGUUUCAGAGAGUCCACACCUUCCUUUGGUAGCAAUCUCCCUGAUCUAGACAGAACCCAGUUGGAGGCAUCAAGACUGCUUGAUAUCCUCACCAAGAAAUCCUCCUUUCCUGGCAGUUUCAUCUCAAUCCCAGAAAUCCAAGCUCAAAACAAAGUUCUAAAGCACUGUGGUCUGUCUGACAAUGAGUACCUAGUCCUCUUCACGUCUAACUACAAGGAAGCGAUGAUGAUGGUGGGAGAGAGCUAUCCUUUCUUCAGGGGAAACUUCUACAUGACGAUUCUUGGGGAAGAAGAGGAUUACAUAAAGGAAUUCGCAAGUUACAAGGACUCAAAAGUGAUCUCAGCACCAGAGACUUGGCUGGACUUGAGGAUCAAGGGAUCGCAGCUUAGCCAGUACUUCAGAAGGAAGUGUAAGCACAGUCCCAAGGGACUCUUCUGUUACCCUGCGGAUGUGAAUGGUACACGAUACUCAAUGCACUGGGUUUCAGAAGCUCACCGGAACUCAUGGCAUGUUCUGCUUGAUGCCACUGCGCUGGUUGUGGGGGAGGAUAGGUUGAACCUUGCACUGCACCGGCCGGACUUUGUAUUGUGCAGUCUGGACAACACACACGCUCAUCCUUCAAGGAUCACUUGCCUCUUGGUCAGGAGGAAAUCCUUUGAUACAUCAACAGCUUCAGCUCAGAUCCAUGAGUGACAGGGAACAAUUCAUCUGAGAAAUGUAGAAUAUGUUCAAAUUGGUUCAGCAAUAUAUAUACCUUGUUUUCGCUUGGGAAUUUGAAUCAA